AUGAGGAAAUGGUCAAUACAAAUUUCUAUGUUGGACUCCCAAGGUAAAGAGCAUCCAGCAAAAAUUUUAGACAGAGUUACAUACACAUUACAUCCGACAUUUGCCAACCCAAUAAGAACAUUGAAACAACAGCCGUUCAAAGUCGAAGAACAAGGUUGGGGUGAAUUCGAUAUACCAAUUGCCGUUCAUAUCUUGGGUAUUCCAGGGAAAGCUGGUGAACGUAAGUUUCAACACGAUUUGAACUUUUUACAAGAAAAGUAUGUGAAUGACCAUGUGAUCAGUAUUCCAGUUUCACCUACCAAGAAUCCAGCUUUGAACAAAGUGUUAGCUGAAACAGGAUCAUUACCAUUUGAAGAUAGUGGAGCCAGUGCAUCUUCAGCCAGCAGUGGCAGUGUUGGGAUUAAAAGAAAAUUAGAAUCAAAUAAUGGAGCUGCUGCUGCUGCUGCUACAUCUGUUGAUAACAAGUCCAAAAAAUCUAAGGGUGCUAUGAAAGGUAAUAUUGAUUUAGAGAAAUUAUCACAAGGAUUGACUAAAUUGAGUGAAGAUGACUUGAUUGUUGUGGUUCAAAUGGUAACUGACAACAGAACCAACGAGAUGAAUAUUAAAAAUGACGUGGAUAACGGUGAAUUUACUAUGGAUUUGUAUACUUUACCAGACUCAUUGUUGAAGAGUUUAUGGGAUUAUGUAAAAAAACACACUGGUGAAGCUUGA
Messenger RNA from Candida dubliniensis CD36, 711 nucleotides. RefSeq names its product TATA-binding protein-associated factor (gene TAF14). The transcript has a single exon. The record is from RefSeq and is a predicted model, not a curated record. Gene Ontology annotation, biological process: regulation of transcription by RNA polymerase II; chromatin remodeling. Gene Ontology annotation, cellular component: Swr1 complex; NuA4 histone acetyltransferase complex. NCBI's taxonomy places the organism in Eukaryota, Fungi, Ascomycota, Pichiomycetes, Serinales, Debaryomycetaceae. Bases 1 to 711 code for a protein of 236 amino acids. Gene Ontology annotation, molecular function: histone binding.